Messenger RNA from Canariomyces notabilis, 1737 nucleotides. RefSeq names its product acetyl-CoA synthetase-like protein. The record is from RefSeq and is a predicted model, not a curated record. The coding region runs from base 1 to 1737 and encodes 578 amino acids. The transcript is spliced from 2 exons. NCBI's taxonomy places the organism in Eukaryota, Fungi, Ascomycota, Sordariomycetes, Sordariales, Chaetomiaceae. Gene Ontology annotation, cellular component: membrane; endoplasmic reticulum. Gene Ontology annotation, molecular function: long-chain fatty acid-CoA ligase activity.
AUGGGCUUCUUCGACAAUCUGCUGCUUAACCUGGAUGCGAGUGUCACCGGGCUCUUCGGACAAUGGAACAUUUGGACUAGUCUUCUCGCCACAGCCCUCGUGGGCUUCCUCACAUACCAAGUGGCUACGCGGCAAGACCCGGACACGCACCCUUUCCUGCUCGCCCGCCAAGCUCAGGGCACGGCCGUUCGUCAGCCCGGCGAGUCGCCCGUCUACCGGUCACAGGCCGCUCCUCAUGGCAUGCUGCUUAAUGCCGGGUUGAAUGUGAAGGAUCCGGGUGCGUCCAAGUGGUCGAGGGGACGUGACGGCGAUCUACGCGAUGUGUGGCGCCAGGCUGUUGCCGGUGUUCAGGAGCCUGGCCCAACCAAAGGUGCUAAGGGCCGCAUCCUUACCGUGCUCGGCGCCGAAAAGAUUGUUGAGCACAAUCUGGACGACAUAACUCGCCAGAUCAACCUCAUCGGCCAGCAUAUUGCUGAUCAAGGGGGCAACCGCGUGGCCAUCUACCUCCCAAACUCGGUUGAGCUUCUUGCGACGCUUUUCGCCUGCGCCUUUUAUAACCUCACGGCCGUGAUUCUGCCCUUCGACCAGCCUGACGAUGCCGUCAUCUCCAUGCUCCGCCGGUCUGCCACCGACACCGUCGUGACCGCUCCAGGAUCGUUCCCCUUCGACGCUGUGGUGAAGAACUAUCCUUCUUUGCGCCAGCUGAUCUGGGUCGUCGACGAGGGCAGCAAGCACAUGGAUUGGAACGAGGUUCCGCAGGGCACCGGCGGCAGCGUCAACGUGUCCACCUGGCAGGACAUUGUCAACGACGCGCCCCUGGACGCUGGCAAGACUCUGCCUCCUCUCGAAGGGCAAAAGGAGCCCCGCGACGUCACCGUCUUCUGGCAGUCCAAACCAGGCCAGCAGGAGGAAAUGGUCCGCUUCACAGCCGGUAACUUCGUCUCGGCCAUCGCCGCUCAGAUCUUUGCCAUCCCGACCUCGCAACGGAUGGGGCCUUCGGAUCUCUUCCUCCCCGCCGACUCCCUGGCAAAUUCACACACCCUCGUGCUCACCCUUGCCGCCCUCUUCUCCAACGCCUCGGUCGCCUUCAACUCAGUCGCCUCGCAAGCCGACGACCUAGCCACGGCAACCGGCGGCAUCGCGCCGACCAUCCUCGUCGCCACCCCCGCCGCCCUCCUCAAACUGCACACCGAAUCUAAGCCCGCGCUGUCCUCCUUCAUCGGGAGCAAACUGCACUGGCUGCAAACGCGGAGCCUCACGCAAAAGGGCAUGAUGCCCGCCGCGGGGGGUUUACUGUCAAGCUACUACGACCGCACCGUGCGCCCGGCCCUCGGCACCACCACCACCACCACCACCCCAAACAAGAAGAAGCUGCGGCUGAUCGUGACGGCCGAGCGGGUCGGCGCCGACACGCCCAAGCUCUCGUCGGCCGUCUUGUCAGACCUGCGCGCCCUCACCGGCGCGCGCAUCAUGUACGCGCUGACGGCCGCCAAAGUCGCCGGCGCGGUGACACAGACCAAUUUCUACGACUACCGCGUGUUUGACGACAAGUGCUCGCACUUUGGUCCGCCCCUGACGAGCACGGAGGUGCUGUUUAGGGAUACCGAGCAGUACAAGACAAGUGAUAACAUCAGUCAGGGAGAGAUUAUUGUUAGAGGUCCUUGUGUGGCUGGGAUGGAGGCGGCGUUGGGCGUGGCGGGCAAGAUGAGGGAGGACAACACCCUCGCCUAUGUCUGA